This is a messenger RNA of Amoebophrya sp. A120, 3026 nucleotides long. Lineage: Eukaryota; Dinophyceae; Syndiniales; Amoebophryaceae. The record is from the annotation of a GenBank genome assembly.
CUUCUGUUGUCGCCGUUUUGUUGAGUUAUGCACUAAGUUACGAAUAAGAACCUCGUACCCCUCCUAGUACAUGCUGAAGGAGCGUGUCCUUUCGGUUGACAGAAUUGAGCCAGCUUGCCCGCGAAGAUGGGCAAAAAAUCGAAGAAGAAGGACAAGGGGCCACCUUUGCCGGGGAUCCCAAGGCUGCCGGCGAGCCACCCAAACUACGUCGAUGUGCAGCUGCAGGAGGACAACAUAGACCUCGUAUCGCGGAAAAGCUGGUCCCGGUCGUGGUUGUUUUUAGCUGCCGGUGUUUCUCUUUGUCAUGUGCAAGAAGUGGAACACUUAAACUUAUUCGCUCAGGAUGUGGAAGAUGCGUCUUCGUCUUCCAUCAUGAAGAGAGUGUGUAUGUUGUCUACGUUGCCCUCAAAUUGGGGUCAAAAUCCUAUUCCGUUCUAUAGUAAAGAUUAAGAUCGUGAAUACCUUGCAACAACGACCUGUAUUUUUCGCUUCGAUAAUUUACCAAGAGGAUCGAAACCUUGGAGCGGCAAUUGCUGGUGAAGAAGAGAAUAGAAGAGGUACGACCUGUCUAGUUUCUUGAACUUCGUUUGAAAAUUUUUUUCGGCCGCAAUCGGCACUUAUUUUUGAUAAGGUUCCAGGUCCUUGAACUUGAUGCAGCUUUUCGGUCAUGGUCGACGUGCUGCAACGACGGCUUAGGCUGCUUCUCUGCACUAUAGAUUUAGAUCUUUGUGUUUCCGUUUUCGUUUAGCACUAUAACUAAUAUACAACAGAAUCUCCGGUCCUCGACGAUGAAAACACGAACGCAGCUGGAUCACAUGUAUCGAAAGGAAAAAUCCCCCCUCCCCAUAUCAAAACGGAAUUUCUGAUGCUGGAUUCAUUUGUGUACACAAAUCAGGUUUGUAUUGCAGAGAGGCACUGCGGCCAGAUCCCCAGGCUAGGUAGGGGCGUAUGGGUCUAGUUGUUCAGCAUGGCAAGCGGCUCACUUUUAGGGCCAGCAGCAUGACAAAUCGCUUCCAUAAUGGGGCGGAAGCUUCUGCCCUUGUCUUCUUGCAAGACAAAUGUCAUAUGUGGCCUCAAAUGAAUCAGCAACGCAAAUUUUCGGAAACAUACCUUUUCGAUAUGGGGAGGGGGAAUUGUUCCUUUUGAUAACAUGCAGGAGGACCUUACACUGGAAAAGCGCACUACCUACGCAGUGACUUCCGACCUCACGCGACAAUACAAGGCCAUGCAGGAGGAUCUGAUCCACAAGAUCAACAGUACAGUGAUCGAUGUUGCGUUCUUGUUCUUUCACGAUGUAUGGUUCACGCUCGCUGCUUGACACGCCAGAAUUUGUGAUGCAGAACUUCCUACUAAUUGGAUCGAAAGCGAAAGCGUAAGCUGCUUUUACGAUUACCUGCGGCAGAUUCUAUCAAUCGGCACAACAGGCUUGGAAACGACGUUGACGGAACAGCGAGAAGAAGUGGAUAUGUCACAGCAUGGUAUGAAAUGAAAAGGAGAGGGAUCAUGUUCAACAGCUGUACCAAAAGGCAAAAACAAGGCUCCGCCAUUAAGUUAAGUAGGCGGAGAAAGCUAUGCCAAAACAAAAUUUGAUGCCGGAUGUAAAUGUAAUGCGACUGAAUUUUCCACGAAGACAAAGGUAUAAGAAAUUGGAAGAGGAAGUGCCAUGCCUGAGAGAGGAGUCCGUAUGCGGAACACAAAAGCCUGACGCGGAAGGAAAAAUUUCGGUAGAAAAGUUUGUGUCGCGUUGUUUUUACACUUCUCGCGACGAGUUCACUCAGCAUCCUUCUUUUUCCUCAGUCAUACAGAAACUGCAGGAGCUCGUAAGGGAUAAGAACGACAUCAUCCGCCACAAGGAUCGGGUAAUCGAAGAACUGAAAGUCCGCAUGGAAACGAUGUCCACUGAGUUCGAACAAAUGCUGUCUAUGACCCUGAAGAGCAUGAAGGUAUAAUUUUUUGAGUGCUGUUCGGGGUAGCCUCUACCUUUUCGCAUCAUGAUUCGAAUAAGCCGAGUUAUCUACACCUACACGACAGUCCGCUGCAUGACUAGUAUUUCGUAUCCCGGUCGUCCCGGGCCAAGCCCAAGCUGCUUUCCCGCGAUCGCAUGAGAGAAAAUCCUUCGUUCAACAGGAGCACAUGGCGACCAAGCUGAACCAGGACCAGCGGGAAACGGUCGUGAAAAAUGCCCAGGAUAUUGCGAGGAAAAAUCCCCCCUCCCCAUAUCAAAGCAAAAUUUCUGAUGCUGGAUUUGCGUACACAAAUCAGCCCUGUCUUGCAGUAGAGGACUGCAGGCCUAUAGGAAGCCUAAGUGGAGGGGUUUCGGCCUAGGCGCUCAGCAUGACAGAAGUCUAUGCUGUAGGCCCAACAGCAUCACAAACCGCCGGCAUGAUGCAGGGCGUCUUCUUGGUUUGCCUUCUUGCAAGACAUUUGUGACCAUAAAUCAGCAUCGCAAAUUUCUACAAAUCUACCUCUUCAGUAUGGGGAGAGGGGAUUUUUCCUUACGAUACAGGACAAGCUGGAAGAGUACACAAAAAAAGUAGCAGCCACGGCAAACGCGAGCUCGCCGACGAGGUGACCACACGAGAUGAUCAGCGCUACGAGAAAGCAAAGUUUGGUAAGACAAGCCGGGCUAGUCGAGUACUGGAAAAGUAUUCGACGCAUCCGUCUUCGUUACUUGAACUUGAUAAAGGAGAUUCUUCCACCCAGAUAAAAACUCAGCUCGUAUAACUUGAUGGAGUGAAUAUAACCAAGAAACCCGAUGAGAGAUCGUGAGUUGCAAAAGCUUCACGAAAUCAAAAAAGCCAGAUAAUUGACCAGAACAUUGAUGAUGACCGAAUCCGGGCUAAGUCUAUUGAAGUGAGUGGAAUUCGUGCCUUCAUGUAGCGGCAAGAGGACUAAUGUAGUAAGUAUGAAAGUUUGAAGAUAUUGAUUUUGUACUGUGAGCUGGUAGAAAACGAAAGAACCAGGCCGGCGAAGGCCUCAGAAACCGAAACGGUAUAAACUGAUGUAACCGCUGAACGGUCGUCUAC